AUGGGUAUAGAUCAAGAACAACUCUUCAUGGAAACUGUGCACAAGUACCAAAGUUUCGGUAUAGAAUUAACAAAUCAGAGUUCUUCUGAUGACUUUAGAGUUUACGGAUUGUACAAGCAAGCUGUCUCUGGAAAUUGCACAAAACCAAUACCCAAUCGAUAUGACCGAUUGAAUGUGAAGAAAUACAUGGCUUGGAAUGACUUAAAAGGAAUGAGUCAGGAUAAGGCUAAGGAACUCUAUGAACAACUCUUCAUGGAAACUGUGCACAAAUACCAAAGUUUCGGUAUAGAAUUAACAAAUCAGAGUUCUUCUGAUGACUUCAGAGUUUACGGAUUGUACAAGCAAGCUAUCUCUGGGAAUUGUACAAAACCAAUACCCAAUCGAUAUGACCGAUUGAAUGUGAAGAAAUACAUGGCUUGGAAUGACUUAAAAGGAAUGAGUCAGGAUAAGGCUAAGGAACUCUAUGUGAAAGAAAUGAAGAAAGUAAUGCAGAAAAUUAAUGAAUAA
Messenger RNA from Phlebotomus papatasi, 507 nucleotides. RefSeq names its product acyl-CoA-binding domain-containing protein 5-like. Gene Ontology annotation, biological process: fatty acid metabolic process. Gene Ontology annotation, molecular function: fatty-acyl-CoA binding. Bases 1 to 507 code for a protein of 168 amino acids. NCBI's taxonomy places the organism in Eukaryota, Metazoa, Arthropoda, Insecta, Diptera, Psychodidae. The record is from RefSeq and is a predicted model, not a curated record. The transcript has 3 exons.